This is a messenger RNA of Anoplopoma fimbria (sablefish), 2882 nucleotides long. RefSeq names its product WASP family member 2 (gene wasf2). Gene Ontology annotation, cellular component: cytoskeleton. Gene Ontology annotation, molecular function: Arp2/3 complex binding; actin binding; protein kinase A regulatory subunit binding. The record is from RefSeq and is a predicted model, not a curated record. Gene Ontology annotation, biological process: actin cytoskeleton organization; positive regulation of Arp2/3 complex-mediated actin nucleation. Lineage: Eukaryota; Metazoa; Chordata; Actinopteri; Perciformes; Anoplopomatidae.
CCGGGACGUCAGCGCUCUGUUUAGCUCGUCCGUGUACUGUAACGCCGGACAUUUCUUGUGGAAAUCUUGAGACAGAAAAAAAACCCAGACCAUAAACGAAAGAGAGACUCUUCAGUUGGCAAUUUGACGGGUUGGGACCCUCUAACCCACGACAACCCACCAUGCCCCUGGUCACGAGGAAUAUAGAGCCGCGGCAUGUGUGUCGCCAGACCAUCCCUUCCAACAUCCGCAGUGAGCUGGAAUGUGUCACCAAUAUCAGCUUGGCCAACAUCAUCCGUCAGCUCGGCAGCCUCAGUAAAUAUGCAGAGGAUGUGUUCGGGGAGCUGUUUGUCCAGGCUGGAGCAUUUGCCCUGAGAGUUAAUACACUGGGAGAAAGAGUGGAUCGUCUGCAGGUUAAAGUCACCCAGCUGGACCCCAAAGAGGAGGAGGUCUCUCUGCAGGCCAUCACUACCCGCAAGGCCUUCCGCAGCAGUCUGACCCAGGACCAGCAGCUGUUCACCAGGCCGUCUCUGCCAAUGCCUGUACAGGACACAUACUCGACCUGCAAUCCGCCCCCACCUCUCAACUACCUCAGCCAAUACCGGGACGAUGGGAAGGAGGCCCUGAAGUUUUACACUGAUCCCUCCUACUUCUUUGAACUGUGGAAGGAGAAGAUGCUGCAGGACACCAAGGACAUCAUGAAGGAGAGACGCAAGCACAGAAAGGAGAAGAAAGACCAUCUUAACCAACGGACACUCAAUCCACGAAAGAUCAAGACCAGGAAGGAUGAAUGGGAACGCCGAAAGAUGGGGGCGGAGUUUGUGGAGCCGAAGAAUGAUUUGAUGAAUUCUUCUGAGGGCCUAAAUGGCAGCAUUGGAUCUGGAGAUGGCUUUACUUCUGAAGGCCUCGAGAUGAGUACCAGCUCCUACGCCUAUGAACCCGGCUCCCCUCUCUCUCCGCCUGGCACUGAUGACUUCCUGCCUCCUCCACCUCCAGACAUGGCGUAUAAUGGCGGAGGAUACGGAGUUCCAACCCCGAAGAGUCCAAACCACCCACCUCCUGCUCCGCCCAUUGUCUCUCCCAACUCUCGCCCCAACAUUGCCCCUCCCCCUGCACCUCCUCCCCCUCCUCCACCCUCUGGCUUGGGGUCCCCCCCACCUCCCCCUGGCUUCGACAGCCCACCUUCCCCUCCUCCGUUCUCCUCCACUCCCUCUGCCUAUCCCUCCCCACCUGCUCCCCCUCCUCCACCUGCUAUGUCCAGUGUUCCUCCUCCUCCACCCCCACCCAUGCCUGUUGGUGGUGGUGGUCCACCCCCUCCUCCUCCUCCUCCUCCACCUCCCCCCGGCCCUCCUCCCUCAUCUUUUGACCACUCUGCUCCCCCUCCACCCUCCAGUGGUGGGGCGCAACCCAGCUCUGCUCCAAAACCUGAGCCAGAGCCCGCUGAUGACUCUCGCACUGACCUGCUGCAGGCCAUCCGACAAGGUUUCAACCUGCGUAAGACGGAGGCACAGCGGGAGCAGGAGAAGAGGGAUCACUUCGGCAACGACGUGGCUGCCAUCCUGUCCCGUCGUAUCGCUGUAGAGUGCAGCGACAGCGAGGAUGACUCCUCAGAGUUUGACGAUGAAGAGUGGUCCGAGUAAUAGUCACCUUCACAAGCACCUCUGCAUCUUUCUUCAGCCUUAAACAAAAUCCUUGUAUUUCCAUUCAAAUCACAUUCUUAAGUAGGAGUAAAGCACACACUCUGUGUGUGUCAGAGUUUGAGUGUGUUACGCACACAUAGUAUGUGCAAGUGACUUGUUACAAAUCACAUUCCUUGAACCAUUUAUUUUUAUUUAUCCAACAUUAUUCCGAUCAGUGCAAAAGUCCAAAGAUGGAGUGUGAGUGUGACUGGUUGUGUCCCCAUUUGCUUUUAUUGAAUGACACAGAGCUGUUAUUGAUGUGAGUGUUAUAUGACGUGACGCACGUCUCUCUGCUGAGUCUGUGCGUAAACAGAUCAACUCUGUAUUUAUCUUAGUCUCUAUCACAAUCAGGUGCCUUCUGCUUUAGGCUAAAUCUCUGGUUUUAUCUUUUUAAGCAUAUUAUGGCAAAGGAUAAUGGAGAGGGAGCACUAUCUGUAUGUGCUCAGCAGAAAGACACAAAGUGUUGACGUCAAAACAUUCUCACUCACUCAUAGAUUAUAUGAUAAAGUAAUUGUAAAGUUAAUGUAACAUAUUGAAUCAUAUCUAAAGAUAAUUAUGCAAUCCUUUCAUAUCCCUUUUAAAGCACCAUUUUUUAAUAACUUUUCCUUUCUUCGCUUUUGUAUUCUGUCUUCUUUGUUUCUGUGGUUGUCAUUGGAACAAUUCACUUGUGGAUAAGACGUGGUUGUAGUUUCUAAACAAAUUCAUGAAUCAAUUAUUCAGCGUGAUACAGAAAGCAUUGGCUCAUGGCAGACACCUGGGGUGUUUGAUGAGAUCACCAUAUUGAUCAUAUGCAGACAUUUAACACAGAUGAUUCAUUUUGUGUUUUGUUUGAGCUCCGUUCCACAUUUCUUCCUGCAGAUUUUCUUUUUAACUGUCCUGGGGAUUAACUAGGCUCUGAUGCUUUAUUCAUUGCUCUGUGUAAACUCCGGCAGCAUUUAGCCUGCUGCCUGAUAAGUGCCUUUUUUAUACUGCAUUCACUGUCGUUGCAAGUUUUUUUUGGUUAUCCACACUGGCCACUGAUCAGCUUCUUCCAAAAAUAAUAUCGGCUCUCGACGACGGGUCAAAUGUUGAACUGACUGAUGUUAAGUGUGGACCACAUGUUUCUUAAGUGCCUUUUAUUUUAAAUCUGACUGUGUUAAAGCACAAUCACACAGCAUGCUUUGCCAAAGCUUCUCCUGCCUUAAUUUUCCAUAUGAUUAUAGUUAUUUCAAUAAAGAUAGAGAG